Necator americanus (New World hookworm) is the source of this 2049-nucleotide messenger RNA. RefSeq lists its product as uncharacterized. Gene Ontology annotation, biological process: monoatomic ion transport; positive regulation of synaptic transmission, GABAergic; transmembrane transport. Gene Ontology annotation, molecular function: monoatomic cation channel activity. The transcript is spliced from 18 exons. Gene Ontology annotation, cellular component: plasma membrane. Bases 1 to 2049 code for a protein of 682 amino acids. The record is from RefSeq and is a predicted model, not a curated record. Lineage: Eukaryota; Metazoa; Nematoda; Chromadorea; Rhabditida; Ancylostomatidae.
AUGUUAUCAAAUCUCUGGUCCUCUGUGGCUGCGGCACCUUGGCAGUCUAUGCGCUGCCUUCUGUAUUAUACUACAGUAAUUCUUUCUACGUAUGGUCUAGGUUUGAUCGAGCUCUGUUGCUUGGCAGUAACACAUCAUGCGAAAGUUACUUUCGUCCCUAGAGCCUGCAAGGCGGCUGCCUUGUCAGCCACGAUGCUGACGCGGCGCAAGUCGUCGUUGCCGUCGGACGGCAAGACGGACGGAGGCAGCGGCGGUCAGCGGAAGCGACGCGGCGAAUCGGUCGUCGCCCUGACCGAGAUAAUCAAUCUGGAACCGAGUGCGAUCAACAAAAAACCAUCAGAAAUUCUCCAGAACGACGUACUGAAAGAACUCGUCCGUCUUGCCUGUUUACUAUCGAUGAUCUCCGUCUGUUUACAUACUCCAGAGACCAUCCAACUUUGGCCUCCGCUUAAUUAUGCGAUUUUUGCCAACGACUGCAUCGUUACGCUAGUUUUUCUCGUCGAAGCCGCGAUAAACAUCCAUCAUGUCGGCUUAUGGGAGAACGAAUCUUCGUAUCUUCGAGCGAAAUGGUCGCAAUUUGAUCUAUUCAUGCUAUUAAUGCAUGUCCUGUCAUGUGCCUUACACUGUUACGAACUGUUUACAAUUCUUGUCCCAUCGAUUGGAUUGGUGUAUCGUCCAUGGUUCGGCGUGAUCCGAUCACCUCGUCCGUUUAUUAUGCUGCGGUUCAUCCGCUCAUUAGUCAGAUUCAAGUUGCCAAAGAAUCGAAUCAAGCAAAUUAUCAAGCGCUCUUCGCAGCAAAUUCAAAAUGUCACCAUAUUUUUCAUGUUUUUCAUGGCACUCUACGCUAUUAUGGGAGUACAGCUGUUCGGACGUAUGGACUAUCAUUGUGUUCUCAGUGGAACUGAUCCACGAAAUGUUACUAUCGCAGACUUGGCGAUCCCGGAUACGAUGUGUUCGCAAAAAGGUGAAGGAGGUUAUGAAUGUCCGGAUAACAUGGUUUGCAUGAAAUUGGAUAUGUCCGCACACGUUGAGGGAUUCUACGGAAUGUUCAACGAUUUUGCCUCCUCACUUUUCACCGUCUACAUGGCAGCUAGCCAAGAAGGCUGGGUCUACGUCCUCUAUGAUUGUCUCGACACUCUUCCCUCCUACGUAGCAUUCUUUUAUUUUGUAACGUUGAUUUUUUUCCUCGCAUGGCUUGUAAAGAACGUGUUUAUCGCUGUGAUCACGGAGACUUUUGCUGAAAUUCGAGUACAAUUCAGCGAAAUGUGGCAGAGUAACACGUCAGCAUCCGAGGAGACCUAUACGCAGCGGUUGGAACGAUUCGAAGACGGAUGGCGAUUAGUGGAAAUCGACCAUUACAGUAGAGGAACAAAUAGUCCACAAUUUUUGCAUUUGUUAGUGAACAGCACGGCUUUUCAAAUUGCCAUGAUGGUUCUGGUGCUGCUAAACGCUCUUAUCAACGCCUCAUUUGUCUAUCGGCAUGACAACUCGGAUAUUGUCCGAAAAGAAAUCUAUUACUAUGUUGAGAUUUGCUUUACGAUUAUAUUUAAUUUGGAAGCCCUAAUUAAAGUGAUUGGUUACGGUUGGAAAGGUUACCUUCGACGCGGUCAGCAUAAAUUUGAGCUAAUAUUAUGUGUAGGUUCCACACUAAAUCUUAUCCGUCCACUCUACAGUAUGAACAUUUUCACCUACUUUCAAGUGUUUCGUAUUGUUCGCCUUAUCAAAGCUUCACCAAUGCUUGAGGAUUUUGUUUAUAAGAUCUUCGGGCCCGGGAAGAAACUGGGUGGUCUCGUCGUGUUUACUAUGGUGCUGUUAUUUAUUACGUCUGCCAUAUCCUUACAAUUAUUCUGUUAUGUGCCAAAUUUGAAGAAAUUCACUACUUUUCCUAUGGCAUUUAUGUCGAUGUUCCAAAUUAUCACACAAGAAGGAUGGACCGACGUUGUGGUCGAGAUUCUACGAGCCACCAACGAAUCAAUGGUCCCUUUUGUCGCCAUCUACUUUGUUGGAUAUCACUUGCUUGUCACUUUGGAGUUUUGCGUUCAUCAAUAG